Molecule: messenger RNA, 44313 nt
Organism: Pelobates cultripes (western spadefoot toad)
Lineage: Eukaryota; Metazoa; Chordata; Amphibia; Anura; Pelobatidae
Source: the annotation of a GenBank genome assembly
CGUCAUGGUUUACACAGUGCUGUGCAGGAUAUGUCAGUAUGUGUGUAAUACAGAACAGCAACGUUGGAAGGCGGUGAAAGGGAAGCUGAAAUGAAGCCCUGCCCUGCUUCCUGUCUCAUGAGCAGAGGUGGAGCUGUGCAAUACUAGCUUUCUGUUUGGGAACUUGCAGCUUCUUUAUUUACCAGCCGAUAGGACAUGAUGCUACUGCCAUCUUCUGGUCUGCAUGGCCAAACUGAGGAAGGAACUAUGAUCAUCAUGGGAGAGCCAAACAGAAAGUAUGUACACAUUAUUAUUAUUAUCUGUCUGGUUUCAUUUCCCGUGGGAAGUAAAGCAACUAAUUCCCAAUAGGGGACAUUUGUUACAUGUACUAUGUGAACAUGUUUUAGAUUGGUUAUAAUGUAGUUUACUUUCCUGUCAAUAUUGCUGUAAGUUCAGAGCUGGUCUCGUCUUCCUGUUUUGGGAACUGAGAGGAUACGUUUUAGAACCAAAUAGAUCCAAAAGUACUGUGUUACAUGUAGUGGAGAUACUUUGUAUCCACAGCACGAAGGCUGAGGGUGCCCAUUGCAUUGUUUUGUGUUUGCUCCAAAAUUGUGUUCUCACUGCCACAAAAAUUCCUCCCAGACAUUGAAAGUGCAUAUAAUAAACAUGGGGAAAUGUGCAGACAACAAUCAGUUAUUAAAAUUAUAAGUGCCAGGGCAGGGUGCGAUAGUACCUCUUUGUGCCACCACCUUUCUUCUACCAUAUAAAAGCUUUAAUAACAUGUAAUUGUUAACUUGCAUUAUCAAAUUAAAAGUAAGAGGAGGGCCAAAUUACAGACAACAAAUGGUAUGUUUGCUGUGCAUUCUGUUCUGGUGUUUUUAUGACGCAGAGGGCUCCCUACAAGGUAUCGCUAGUUUGUUGUUCUUAUAAAUACACUUUGGCAGCCAUGUUUGAUCGGUAUACUUGUUAGAGUAUGGCAAAAGUUAAAGUUAACUUGCAUGUAGUGAUAAACUAGAGCGGCGAAAGAGAGAUGAGUUUGUUUAGAAGUGAUCAUCUGUGUUGCAAUGUGUCCCUAGUUUAAAAAACAAAAACCAGCUGGGUUAAAGAAACUUAUUAUAGGGUUUUAAUGGCUACAUGAUAUGUCUGCACAUGAACCAAGAUAGCAAACUAAAUUCUAGAUCAAUGAUACUGGUUAAUGCAGAAGGUUGAGAUCGUUUUUAUGUUCAUGUUACUUUUUUAAGUUGCUUUUAUAUUGUAAAAUUAUAAGUUUGUACAUAGCAAAUUACAUGUUAAAUGUAACCUGUUAAGGACAGAGGCAAUGGUUUAAGUUCUGUACCAAAACAAAAUGCAGAAAACAGUAUGUGUUUGUUCCACCAUAAAUUGUGUUUUGUCACAAUACAUACUAUACAUUGUAUUUGUUUUUAAUUCUUUAAUUUUGUUGUGCUUAUGCAAACAGAGAUGUACAGUAUACAGCAAAGAAAACGCAAUACAAUGCUCUGACAAGGCAAAUGAGUGUAUAGACAUGUCAGAAGAUUUUAAAGGUAUAGAAAAGUAAGAGGAGUAAGCAAUCAACAAAUAAUGAACAAGUAGUGUGCACUUAGUUUGGUCAUUAUAGAGUAAAUUAUAAGGGAACAAGACAAAUGGUAUUGAUUUGAUUUAUCAAAAUGUCUCGUUGGGUGCCCCCAAAAAGUAAAAAAGACAUGGGUGCUCUGAGAAACGUAGGGCAAAAGAACACAAUUAACUAACAAUAGGGCAUAUUAGUCCCUUAGCGUAAAACAGGUGUAUUGCCAGAAAUUUGAAAGUAUUCUGUCCCCAACUUUGCUUCAUUCUAUACCCACCGUGGGCAGAACAUGUGGGAAUAUUGAAGGCAUCCAUAUCCAUGCAUGGGCAGGCUGAUACCAAAAAAGGUCAAUGUAACGGAGCUUCCUGUACCCCGGUUGGGUACCUCCGUUGGCGGAUGCUCCUAGUGCUCACCAAGGACCAUCAGCACCGCACCGGACACCAUAAACACUGCAGACCCCACAAACUGCCGCAGCUUGGUUGGGGUCUCGCCGUCUGCUUCCAACUACCCUGGACCUACGACAAGGCUCCAGGUUCCGGUGGGUGAACCUCUCUUCCUUCAGAGAGCAAAGGAGGAACAGCUCUUAGAAGAGCUAGUGAUUAUUCAAGGGAGUAUGAAGAGCAUAGCAAUCCCUUGUAGCAGUUUCCCUCAAUAAGAGACAUGACACAGUAUUGAGGGUGAAGUAGAACAGAAGGUUUAUUGAACACACUGACCUUUUAUACAGUUUUCCCAGCAAAGGUGAAGCCCAGGUGGACCUAGUUGGGCACUGAACACAAAACAUACAAGCCAAUAAAAACAGAGGUUUACAUCCAGAUAUUCCCAUACAGAUGUGAUACAAUUAACGAAGACAAUGGACUAACUCAAUUAACUCUAAGCAGGAAAAAUAUACAUUUUUACAAACCCCAAAAAGUACCCCAAAAUACAACAUAUCCCCACAUCCCCUGAUAGCCCCGCUCUGGGUGAACAACAUAUCCAAAAAUCACCCAGAUCGGUUCAGGGGUUCAGGAAUUUCCUGGAAGUCUUACUUUUGCCCCACCGUGCACAUGGUCCCAUGCCCAAAACAGUUCCAUACACUCGACGACAAAACACUGCUGGAUAAUUUAAGAUGGCCGCUGCCACAUGUUUGAAUCUGUUCCAGUUAAAAGUCCAAAGGGGCAGAAACCGUGCUUUAAAACCAAAUAAGUCACAGGAAUCAUAAUCCCAAGGUAAAAGGCUAGCCAUGGGUCCUCUCCAAAAAACAGUGGCGAAGUGGCUUUCGCCACAUUCAAGAUAUGGGCUCCCCUCAGUUCAUCUGAUAGUUGUCAGGCUUCAGCUAUAGACUGCCAUAGUAACUGUCUACACAUUGACUUAUUCAGGAGUGCUGCACCAUACAUUUUCCGCCACCAUCUUAGGGCUUUCUGAGCUUCAAGAACUAAGGUUUACAGAGGAGUGAUUUGUCGGGGUGUGUUCUUCUGUAGUGGGGAUAAGUUGGUGCAAAUUGUGCUCCAGCUUUUGCCAGGUAUUGGCAAAUGGUCUGUCUAGUUUUGCCAAGACAUCGAGUUGUUUCACACUGGGAUCUCCGAUGCAUGCGGUGUCUGCCAUCUUGUGGAUAUCACUGCUCCACAAGUGUCUCCGCUCAUGUCACUUCGCUACAGGCUCCAACAACAUCGGCGCAGCCUCAGCAGACUCAUAAGAGUCUUUAACUGUGCUGGGCACCUCUGGAACUGGAGAUCGUCUGCUUCUCUUUCCUGACAGGCCCCAGGCCACAAGACGUAAGCAGGCUCCCAUCUACUCGCAUAGGCGUGCGCAGCCUAUUGCAUUAGGGUGUGCACCCUAAAGCACAAACAUACGCCGCGUGUGUGUGUGUAUAUAUAACAUAUAUAUAUUCACAGACACACACACUCACAGACACACUCACACACACUGACACACACAUACUCACACACUUACAGACACACACUGACACACACACACACACACACUGACACACACUGACACACACUCACACACACUCACAGACACACACACACACACUGACACAUACUCACACACACACACACAAAUUAUUAUAUUUAAAUUUUUUUUUUUAAAUGUCCACCCAGCCUCCUACCUGGAGUGCUGGUGGACUUGUUCCUGGGGUCCAGUGGGGGCGGGCGCCUUUCUCCAGUUCAGCCGCGGCGAGGGAGCUCUCUGCUCUCUGCUUCCUCUCGCCGCGCGGGCUGUCUGCUGUAGCUGGGAGCCGGAAUAUGACGUCAUAUUCCGGCUCCCGGCAUCAGCGCGCGGCGAGAGGAAGCAGAGAGCAGAGAGCAGAGAGCUCCCUCGCCGCGGCUGAGCUGCAGGGUGGGGGGGAAUCAUCACCUCUUGCCCUCCCAUGACAGGGGCAAGAGGUGAAACAGGGGACACUGAGUGCCUGCAGGAACAGCGUUCCUGCUCAAAAAAAGUGCAGGAACGCUGUUCCUGCAGGACUCAAACCAUAGGCGUGCGCACGGGGAUUAGGGUGUGCCCAGGCACACCCGGCACACUCCAUGCGCACGCCUAUGUCUACUCGCUGAUUUUCUCGCUACAUGUCUUCUAUCAUGAGGGGUAAAUUGGGUACAAUUGCUGUACCAGAUCGAAUGUGUAAGGGCUGUAGAGCUAAUCCUUGAAGGUAUAAUAGAUUUGAGACUCGUGGCAAGACUCCUGAAAUUUGAGUAAAUAUGAGAUGCACUAGUCCUAUGUUAUGUCCAUACAGUACAUAUUCACAGAGAAAAGGAGUGUUUGAUCCUAAUUGGAGAACUGGGGAGGAGUGUUGGCUGUCUGACACACCCACAUGGAUUCUCAUGUGGGUGUGUGUAUGACUGGUCGUAUGUGUAACAUCCCAGAGGGAUGAGAAGUCGGAUUCGCCAGCCAGCAAUUGGGGAGAUAGAUGAAUAUAGCCCAACCUCCCGGCUGGUACAGAUAGAUGUGCGAUCCUACACCCGCCCCACGUGGGCAACACCCAAUGGGAAUAGAAGGGAGGUACGUCUUAUAGUUUUGGAUUGACAAACAUGGAAUUCAGUACUGGCCUCCAGUAAGCGAGGCCCAGUGAGACUGAAGGAGGGUGUAUACAUCACACACCCUGACUGAGAUGGUAAGAAUAGAUGAACUCACACCCCCUUUACACAGCAGCCAACAUUCAAUAGCUAAUUGCCAAUUAAGGAUACAUAUAAACGGACAGCCUCGUCAGCUCACAGACAUUGCUCCUGACGACAACAUGCUGUCACAUAUUCAUCCGCUUAUAUAAAUGUGAUUCAUGGAAUUUACUGUUCAGACAGGAAAAGUUGUGCCAAACAACAUUACUGUCAUGAUAGGAAAAGUUGUGCCGAGUAGCAAACAAAUCCACAGGAGGGUUUGUGCUGAGCAGCAAUUAUGCAAAUGGGAACCUUGUAACUGCCCUUGGGGUCAAAGGCUGAUUUACAGCCUAUCAGAUCCAGAGGAGGGGUAUUUAGCCCCAGUUCUCAUCCUGCUCAGUGCCCUGUCGUGGUUUCCCUUGUGGUUGUCUGAGAGCGCGUUAUUGAUUCUGGUAAUUCUGGUUAUUUGACUUUGGCAUUGUUUUUGACCUGUUUUCUGGCAUCCUUGACUGGCUUUUCCUUCUCGUUGUGUCUCUUUCUGUAUCCCUUGACUUCGGCUAUUCCUGACUAUUCUUUGGUACGUUAGUCCGGCCAUUCUAAGGUCCGGUAUACAUUACCUAUUAGUCCUCUGUGUUACACAAUUCUACGUGCUGGAUCAUACUGUAAUCCUGACAUUACAACAUGGCCAUAGGUCCUGCAGAAUUGUGUAAGCACAUAGCUGCUUGCGAAAGGAAACUGGAGGAUAAUGAUCACCGCAUGGAUCAAUUUGCCCAGGCCUUCAGUACGCUUCUUACCCGAACAGCGCACCUGCAACCUGCGGCCUCACCUCCACCUUGUUUACCUCCAGCUAUAGUACACAAAGCACCUACUAUCUCCAUAUCUCCUCCCCUGCAUUUUGAUAGUAAUAUUCAAGAAUGCUGGAGAUUUAUUAACCAAAUGGAGUAUCAUUUUGAGGCUUCACCGGGAUCUUUUCCCGCAGACAGCUAAAAUUGGUUACCUAAUGAAUCAAUUAAAAGGUAAAGCUUUAGCUUGGGCCAAUCCAUUAUGGGAUAGUAAUAGGAGUGUGGCACACAAUUACCAGGAGUUCCUUACGGAAUUCAAACUUACGUUUGAACCUUUAGGCAGAGAGGAUGAUGCCUCUACUGCCCUGAUGCAUAUCAGACAAGGGAACCGGUCUAUAUCGGAAUAUGCCAUAGAAUUUCGUACCCUAGCUUCCGAGGUAGACUGGACUAAUAGUGGGUUAAUCUCUGCAUUUAAAAAAGGGAUUAUCUGAAACUAUGCUAGAUGAGAUUGCCGCCAAAUACUUACCCAAAAAGCUUAAUUAAUUUAUCACUUUUGUCAUGCAGAUUGAUAAUAGAUUAAGAACCAGAGAAGCUACUAGAAACAAGACCAGACCCAUGAGUAUGCAUUUUGCACCCCAUUUCUCCAGACCUAUUGUCCCUGAAAUUUCUGUACAGUCUGAACCCGAACCCAUGCAGUUCGGGGUCACUAGAUUGUCGGAAGCAGACAAUAUAGGAGAAAAGAAGGCCUAUGUCUAUACUGCGGUAGGAAGGGACAUAGGAGAAACAAUUGUCCCAUAAGUCCGGAAAACUACCGCACCUAAGCACCUUAAGGGAACAGGUCUUAGGUGUAAUGGAAAUGUCCUCUGAAAAGAAUAAAAAUAGGUUUCUCCUUGACAUUUCUAUCUCCUUUGAUUAAAAAUAACUUUUCAUGCAAAGCCCUGAUGGAUUCAGGUGCUGCUGGAAACUUCAAUUUGUCAAAGGUAAUACUAUACCUAUCAAAGAGAGACUAUUACCCUUAGCUGUUGAAGCUAUUGAUGGGAGACCACUCUCACAACCAUUGAUAACCAUGAAACCUUACCCAUUAAUAUUUCCAUUGGUGCCUUACAUAAGGAACAGAUUACAUUUCAGGUGAUUGCAUCUCCUUCUUGUCCUAUUAUAUUAGGAUUCCCAUGGCUCAUUGACUGGGCUAAUGGGGAAAUAUUAGAAUGGGGUAAGGAUAGUAAUGAAAGGUGCAUAUUGCAUGUCCCCAAAAGAGUGGGCACUAUUGAAUUACCCACCAGUACACCUCAAAAUCCCGAGAUCCCUAUACCAAGACAUUAAAGAAGUGUUCAGCAAGACUCAGUCUAAUACUCUACCUCCUCACAGACCAUAUGACUGUUCCAUUAACUUACUACCAGGCGCUAUGCCACCUAAUGGAGUAGUCUAUGCUCUGUCACCUCAGGAGAGUAGUGUAAUGGAGGAAUAUAUUAAAGAUUCAUUGAAUAAAGGCCAUAUACGAAAAUCAUCCUCGCCUGCUGGUGCAGGAUUCUUUUAUGUAUCUAAAAGGGAUGGUGAGUUGCGCCCAUGUAUCGAUUUACAGGGCUUUGAACAAAAUCACCAUUAAGAACGCCUACCCCAUUCCUCUUAUUGCUGAAUUAUUUGACAGACUCCAGGGUGCUGAAGUGUUUACUAAGCUUGACCUUAGAAGCACUUACGAUUUAGUGAGAAUCAAGGAAAACCACGAGUGGAAGACUGCAUUUAAUACCAGAAGUGGACACUAUGAAUAUCUAGUGAUGCCAUUUGGGUUGUGCAAUGCUCCAGCGGUUUUCCAAGAUUUAAUUAACGAUGUACUCAGGGAUUACAUUUACUCAUUUGUCUUGGUCUAUCUGGAUGAUAUGCUUAUUUAUUCUCCUGACCUCCAGUCUCACCACAAUCACGUUAAACAAGUUCUGCAAACCUUAUUAAAACUUUAUUAUAAAUUGGAAAAAUGUAUCUCUGACCAGUCUGAUUUACAGUUUUUAGGAUAUAAUAUUUGUGCCUCGGGGUUUCAGAUGGAACCUAAAAAACUACACGCGCAAGGGGGCUAGUAGUACGAUAUGGUCUAAGGAGGCAAUUGAAGCCUUUGACACUCUAAAACAGCGGUUUGCCUCUGCCGACCUAUUAAUACAUCCUGACACCAGUAAGCCUUUCAUACUGGAGGUUGAUGCUUCAGAUACAGGGGUAGGGGCAGUUCUCUCCCAGAGGGAGUGCCAGGAAACUGUUACAUCCUUGUGGUUACAUUGGGGAAAGGGGUUAAUAUCAUGAAGGUGUUUCACGGCAACGUGUCUGUUGGUCACCCAGGUAUUAAUAAAUCCACUUCUGCUAUCAUGAGGUCAUUCUGGUGGCAUUCCCCCAGGAAGGAUGAUAAGGAAUAUGUGCAGGCUUGUUCUGUUUGUGUGGUUUUCAAAGUGCCUCAUAAACUCCCUUGUGGCUUAUUACAACCUCUUCCUAUUCCUGAGGUCCCAUGGUCCCACUUGUCCAUGGACUUUAUUGUUGAGCUUCCUAGUUCUAACGGUUAUACCACCAUUCUCAUGGUUGUGAACCGUUUUUCUAAAAUGGCUCAUUUUAUUCCUCUCAAGAAAUUGCUGUCAUCUCAAGACCUGGUACUAAUCUUUAUACAAGAAAUUGUCCAUUUGCAUGGCAUUCCUCACAAUAUAGUAUCUGACAGAGGUUCUCAGUUUGUGUCUCGGUUUUGGAGGGCCUUCAAGAAACAAUUAGGGAUUGGAUUGUCUUUUUCAUCCUCUUACCAGACCAAUGGUACAGCUAGGAGGGCUAACCAGUCCUUGGUAUUAUAUUUGCAUUGUUUCGUUAAUAGCACUCAAGACAAUUGGUCCGAAUUACUACCAUGGGCCGAGUUUGCUAGGAACAAUACUGACCAUGACUCCUCUGGGCAUAGUCCCAUUUUUUGUUAAUAAUGGCCGGCAUCCUACUGUCCUACCGGCUGUUUUUCUGAUAUGGCUAUAACUGCUUUGGAUGACAGUCUGGCUUCCAUCCUUGAUACCUGGGUUAAAGUUCAAUCUGCUCUGGGUACUGCUGCUGACCGUUUCAAGCAUUAUGCUGAUACACGUCGAGGUGCCAACCCUGUUUAUCAAGUGGGUGAGAGGGUUUGGUUAUCUUUUCGUAACAUCAGGCUAAAAGUCCCUAGCAUGAAAUUUGCUCCUAGGUUCCUUGGACCUUUUCGUGUCCUUCGUAGGAUCAGUCCUGUUGCGUACUCUCUGGCCCUUCCGGCCUCCUUGAAAAUUCCUAAUACCUUUCAUGUGACUUCCCUGUUUUUUGGCAUCCCUGACUCCUGGCUUUUCCUUAUUGUUGUGUCUCUGUAUCCCUUGACUUCGGCUAUUCCUGACUAUUCUUUGGUACGUUAGUCCGGCCAUUCUAAGGUCCGGUAUACGUUACCUAUUCUCUGUGUUACACAAUUCUACGUGCUGGAUCAUACUGUAAUCCUGACACACGCUGAAACGCGCGUCACACUAUUUGGUUUUUGUUUUUUCACUAACUCCACUUGGUUAGUUAAGGUUUAUUUAAAUUUUUCUUUUACGAUCAUGAAGGGAGAGAGGUUCAGGUAGGCAUUAGUGGUUAGUCCACGGUGCCGUGGUGAUAUAGGGACAGACCUCAUCUGAGUUUCUGGUUUGGGAUUGUUGUGGGUAGUUUGGGGCUUGGCUCCUUUAUCUUCGCCCCAGUAUCCUUCACCUCUGUAUAUACCUGAUUUUUGGACAUGUGCUGGGGAAAUGCUCAGUUUAGGUUUAGACCCUCUUAGUUGCUCUGUUUAUCUUAGCAAACCUGGCUGCAUAUCUAUAGAUAUUUCUGUAUGUGCAUAUAUGUACACAUAUUGCAUAUAUACCUUUCUAUCUCUCCCUUUUUCUUUCUACAAACUCCUGUUUUUUACUUAGGAAUAUUACAGGUAGGGCUUCCCUUCUUUAAAUUUUGUGCUACUCUCCCAAUUAGGACUUAUAGUCCACUCCUGUCUAUAUUGUAUUCUGUGGGUUAUUUCCCCAACUUCUAGGAGAGUAACAUUGGGCACCUUUGUAGCUAAUCCACUAGCCCCCAGUAAUAUUGGGACUUCUGGAUCAGCCCCUAUCUAUUCUUAUUUAUUUUUUUUGUGUGUGUGUGUGUGUGUAUAUGUGUAUAUAUAUAUAUAUAUAUAUAUAUUUGACGUCAUAUUCCGGCUUCAUUAAGCAGCGCGGAGGGAGAUGAGCAGGAAGAGCUCAGGUGAGUAUGCUCCCUCGCUGCCUUCCGCCCGCCUCGGGGGGGCUCAAAAGUGGCCAGCCGGCCAGCUCUUGAGUCCCCCAGGACACGAGGCAAACAGGGGAUCUGCCUGGGCGUUUGGGGGCCGCCCCCUGCAAAGUGCUGUCCAAGGCAGAUGCAUUGUUUGCCUCACGAUAGACACGUCCCUGGUACUAACCACUGCAUACCAGUAACACCCCACAAGACUUGCCGUUUUAAAGGUGCACUGACGCUGUAAGUCCCCUUAAGGACCAAACUUCUGGAAUAAAAGGGAAUCGUGACAUGUCACACAUGUCAUGUGCCCUUAAGGGGAAAAAAGUAAUUGGUCAACAAUAAUUCCAUCCCAUCACUAGCCUUUACUGUUUGGCCCUGUAAAAGUCAGAUCUUUUUCCCUUGAACUAACUGUUCACUUCCUGUCUAAUAUAUCAGACCUCUUGACAGGUGCCAUUGUAACAAUAUUAUCAAUAAUACUUCACCUGUCAGUGGAUUUACUGUUGUCUGAUUAGUGGUGUAUGUGUGUAUGUAUGUAUAUGUAUAUGUGUGUGUGUGUGUGUGUGUGUGUGUGUGUGUGUAUAUAUAUAUAUACACACACACACACACAUCUCUCAAUUCUUUAUUCCUGAAGCAUUGUAACAAUUUUUUACUUCUUUUUUUUUUUUUUAAACUUUGGUCUAAAUUUAAUUUCAUUUUUAAGGGAAACUGUUUUCCUGGCACUGGAAUCUGUUUUCCUGGCUCUGCAGGUCCCCUCUCCCUCCCACCCCCCAAUCACCAAUCCCCGGUUGCUGAAGGGGUGAAAACCCCUUCAGUCACUUACCAGAGGCAAUGACAUGUCCCAUGUCGCUGCUUCUCCUUCUCUGCAUUACGUCGGCCGAUGGGCGAGAUUGAUCCCGCCCACCGGCCAGGAGACCUAAUGCGCAUGUGCGGCAAUACCGCACAUGCGCAUUAGAGCUCCCCAUAGGAAAGCAUUGAAAAUGUUUUUCAAUGCUUUCCUAUGGGGAAUUGAGCGACGCUGGAGGUCCUCACACAGCAUUUUCUGUGCUAUGAAGGAGGAAGUGCCCUCUAGUGGCUGUCUAGUAGACAGUCACUAGAGGUGGAGUUAACCCUGCAAGGUAAUUAUUACAGUUUAUAAAAAAAAAAAUAAUUACACUUGCAGGGUUAAGAGUAGUGGGAGUUGGCACCCAGACCACUCCAAUGGGCAGAAGUGGUCUCGGUGCCUGGAGUGUCCCUUUAAUCGAAUUAUGGUGGUUUAGAACAGUAUUUUACCAUUCAAAUUUGGUUCCCAUUGGUUUAUUUGAGCGUUUAUUCAUUUUUGAGCAUUCGGUUGUAAUUCUUAAGCAUUCGAUCUGGCUGAGCCCUAGUUUAAUUAAGUAGCAUUUCUUUUGGUUUGAUUUUAUUUAUUUAGUUGUUAUUCCUUAACCAUAAUUUCUCAUUUUUGGUGCCAUUGACAAAACUUUGAAUCAUGAAUAACACGAAUAGACUCGCCUGUUGUCAAGUUUGGUUUAUUCAUAAUUUGGCCACAUGUCGGUUUGGAGUUACAACAUUUAGAUGUUGCACAAAUCACCCAAAAUUCUAAUGAAUUUGCAAUUCAGGACAAGCCAAAUACACAACUCUCGCUUUAUAUGAUUCUGCACAUAUUUUUGCCCCUGUCAAAAAUAGGCAGUUUUGACCUGACUAUUACUGACUUUUCUUGAGUUCUGGUACCCUAGCUUGUUUCCCAAUUUGUUGAUUUUAUAUACCCUUGAUCUUGGCUUGUGUUUAAUCAUUCUAAAUGUCUGCAAGUUACUAUUUUUAGAAUUUCCAGGGAACAUUGUGAAUUAGAGCCACCUGUAAUGCCCAGAAAAAUUAUACUUUACUUUCAUAUAUUUUUUUAGUUUGUUUGUUUUUUGGCUUGACUUUAAUUCUCUAUGUUAAGCACACCUGUUCUACAAGAUUAUAAUAUGACUGUGAACCCUACAAACAACAGGUAGCCUAUUGUCAGGCAUGUGGAAGACUUGGCCUAAUGUUUAAACCAAAUUGCUCAGGCUUUACAAAAUAUAUUCACAGUACCUUACUAACCUGAGUUACAGACUGACACUGUGUUUGCUUCUGCAGUUACUAUGAAGAUAUCCGUGUGCAGACAGUUUUGUUUCCACUCUUAGAUAUGGAGGCAUCCCAGCAAUGUCUGUGGGUUAAUUUAUAAGGUGGUUAUCCAUUUUAAACUAUCUUCAAAAUCCUUUUCUUUGGAUGGUGCAAAAGAGAACUUCAUUAGAACUUUUUUUAACAGGUAAGUAAUAUAUUAUGAACUGUUUCCAACAACUGGAGCGCCAGGUGCUAGAGACAACCGGAUGGAAGAGGAAGGUGGACGGACAAAUUCAAGUUCCUGUAACUUUCAUGGCCACUGGACCCCAGCAGAGAUGUCACCGUUUAUAAGAAACCAUAACAGAUGAAGUUGACGCCAUAGACUUACCCACAGAUUUAGAGAACAUUAUUACAGGUCUGUCCCAAAAAAUACUUGAGAACUUUUGUUCCUUGAUACGACUGACCCCACAUGCUCUUUUCCUGAACCCUUUUGACAGCCAUUAGAAAAACCUAUGCAGUAGUUCUUUACCAAUUUAUGUCAGGAAGCCAUAUAGGAGAGAGGCAACAGUGGAGCUACCACCAGGACAAAUGGUGCAGCUGCAUGUGGGUGCGCAUGCUCGGGGGCAGUUCAUAAAGUGGCCCAUGCACUUAGAGCUUUUCCAUGGUCAAAGUGUUUUCAGGGCUCUGUCAUGCACUGCAGCCCUUUCACAGUGCGACUGUGCCCCUGUGAUACCGCAGUGCUGGGAGGACGUGACAGCAGGAAGUGACCCCAGGGAAGCUACCGUCCUGCAGGUAGGAAACAGUAGGGUUGCUUAAUACGUGUCAUUUUGCGCACGUCUGUAUGUAUAUCUAUCUGCGUGUCUGUGUCUGUGUAUCCGUAUAUGCAUCUGUGUGUCUGCGUGUCUAUAUCUAUCUGUGUCUGUGUAUCUGUGUCUGUGUGUCUUUGUUUCAGUGUAGCUAUCUGUGUGUCUUUGUGUAUCAGUGUAUCUAUCUUUGUAUAUGUGUGCCUGUGUGUCUUUGUAUCUGUGUGUCUGUAUGCGUAUCUGUGUUAUUAUUUGUAUGAGUGUCAUUGUGUGUUAGUGUCUUUGUAAAUGAAUGUGUGUUUAUGUAUUUGGGUGUGUUUGUCAGUGUAAAUGUAUAUGUGCAUAAAUCUUAGCAUUGAAACUCCCAACACUACACACAAAUACACUUUUGCAUUCAAACUUCAACACUGCAUACAAACACACCUCUACAUUCAAAGGCAAACACUACAUACAAGUAAACCACUGCUUUCAAAUGACAACAGUACAUAAAACACACAUCAUUAUACACAAAUACAUCCUUACAUUCACACAUAGACACUUAAAGGACCACUCUAGGCACCCAGAUCACUUCAGCUUAAUGAAGUGGUCUGGGUGCCAGGUCCAGCUAGGAUUAACCCAUUCUUUUAUAAACAUAGCAGUUUCAGAGAAACUGCUAUGUUUAUGAAUGGGUUAAACCUUCCCCCAAAGCCUCUAUCGGCUUUCUCAUUGACAGCCACUAGAGGCGCUUGCGUGCUUCUGUGAUAGAAUUUUGCACUGUUAUUUUGGAUUGCCACCACAAACUUACCUUAUACUUCCAUUGAUUCUUCUUCUCUUCCUCUCUCAAAAUCUGUUCUUCUUUUCUUAAUUUCUGAUCCAUUUCUCUUUAAAAUAUAACAUAAAGUAGGGUCAAUUUUGUCUUAUGUAUUUUUCCUACACUUGAUAAUUGUGACAAAUGGGUGGAGCUUAAGGCAAAAUCCACUUCCUUUAAGUAACAAGUACUGUUACUACUAAGUAAAAAGCUUAGCAGUACAAAUAUAUUGCAAAUGAAAUAAAUAAUAAAAUUAAUAUUUUGCCAAAUUUAUAAAUCGCUGUACAUAAAAAUAGAAUUUAAAUUAAAAUUUCCCCCAAAUUUUUAAACUUGAAAACUGUAUAACAAAUCAUGUAAGCACUCAGUGGAUAUAUCCUCAAUGCACUGCUUCACAUUGGUACCAUAACGAAAUAAGAAAUUUAAGAUAACCAUCAGAAUUCAUCAAGUAUCAUAUACCAUGUGUAUAGCCGAGAUAUUAGCCAAGUAUGGAUUUAGAAUAAGGAAGAAGUGUUGCUUGUGAUAUAAAAGCCACUCUUUUUUAUUAAAGUUUUGCCUUUUUUCAUAUAAACAAUAGUUUGGUUCAGAUUACUGAUUAAUAAUUUGAGAUCACAGUUUUAAUGGAGAAAGCAUUGCUGCUUGUCUCUGCCUGCACACUGGCUGGAUAUUACCAUAAUGAUUUAUGGUCUGGCAGAUUGAGAUCUCUUUAUAAAUAGCAGAAUUUAAAUGAGCCUAUAAAUACACAGCCUGCAACCUCACCCGUUACAUUCUUGGCUUUCCUACCAAACACACAUACACACACACAUUGAGAGAUAGAGCAAGAAUAAAAAGGGAAGGGGGAGCACCCAUGGUACAUAGUACACACAGUAACUCUGCAAGUUGUCUGCAUUCAUAGGUGUUGAUACCAAUUUCCAUUAUCAAGGGGGAUGCCAUCUGGUAAUUAAAGAACUUGUGAAAGAUUUUUUAGACUUGUCAAAUUAAUACAUUAUCAUUUAUAAUAUAUAUUUCAUAGGGGGGGGAAAAAAGAAAUGUGAAUUUAUUUUAGUAUUAAACACAAUCUCCACUAAUUGUAAUGCCUUUUAUUUUAUUUAUUUUUUAAUAAAUCACAUUUGCCCUGCUUACUUUCUGGGCAGGAAGGGGAGCAAUAAUACAUUCCCUGGUGAUCCCAUAGAUUCCCUGGUGGUCUAGAGUGCUUCCAGUAAUUCUGUAGGCCUUCCAGUUGGGCGCUCGGUGAGGAAGUCAGAGCCGAGGCUAGGAAUCCUGGUGCCUCAUAUUGACUCCCUCACAGAGCACCGGACAUUGAGAGACCAUAAUUAGAAUAUAAACCACCAGGGAAUGAUUUCUAAAGGGCCAUGCAGGGAGAUGUUUUAAUCUCCCAUUUGGUAUGAGGGCAGCCAGCUCAGUCGGAGUUCCAGGCUCAGACCAACACUCACCGAGUCCUUGACGGCUGUCGUGGUUGCCUUAUGGGUAAUCUGGUUGUGGUAAAUUGUCAGUUGUACUGUCUUGAGUGGGUAGAACCUUUCUUUUCAUUUGACACUAUAAGACACAGAUAUAGUUGUCAUUUUUAUCCCUCUAAGAUAUUUCAUUGAUGUAUAUGUAUUUAGAUCGCAAUGAUUGCAUUCCAACAUCGGCAAAUAGCUUGGAAUGAUCCCAAAUAGUGCAAAUAAUAAUUUUUCCAUUAAUUAAAAAAAAAAACACUUUUAAACUAAUAAGAUUCUCAGUGAGAAAAAGGGCAGUGAUACAAAUAAGCCAUGCCUACACAGGAAGUGAAGAAGGAGCGGUGUAACGCAUUAUGCAUUUCAUUGAACAGAUGAUCGCAAUCUUGAUAAUCAAAGGGGUAUUAAAACAGCAAUUGGAGUUCACUAUUUAUCAAACUGAGGAAGCCAUUGGGUCAUAUUAGUUACACUGUAUUUUUAUGAGUGUUUUGAACUCUGCAAGUAUUGACUUUUUAUAAAAUAUUUUGUUUUACUAUUCUAUAUUUAAUAAAUUGUUUAUCCAAGCAACACUUAAAGGAAUUGUCCUUCUCUGGUAUUUUUUUUUUUUAUUCUAUAUUUAAAGGGAAACUAUAGUGUCAGGAACACAAACAUGAAUGUUCUAAAACCACUAUUUAGGAGGUCGGCCCACCUUACCUCGGGUUAGAAAGAUGAUUUACUCACCUUUUUCCAGCGAUGCGCAGGACUACUUGCGUCUGGCCCCACUCUUGAUCAAGCAGCUGUUACCCCACUAAUUAGAAAUUAUAUCCCAGUAUGUUAUGUUUUUGCAAGUAUUUAUCCAAUUGCAGUUUAAACAUCUGUAUGGACUGUGAUAAAACCACCUCUUCAGGCAGAGAAUUCCAUAUCCUUAUUCCUUUUAAUGUAAAAAAAUCCCUUUCUUUGCCUUAGAUGACAUCUUUCUUCUAGCCUAAAUAUGUGACCUUGUGUCCUAUGUAUAGCCCUGUUGAUGAAUAGAUUUCCAGAUAAUGGUUUGCACUGGCCCCGAAUAUAUUUGGAUAAUGUUAUCAUAUACCCUCUGAGGCACUGUUUUUCCAAACUAAAGAGAUUUACAUUUUUUAACCUUUCUUCGUAAUUAAAGUGCUCCAUUCAUUGUAUCAAUUUUGUAGCUCGUCUCUGCACUUUUUCUAGUGCCAUGAUAUUCUUCUUUAGAAUGGGUGCCCAAAAUAACACAGCAUAUUCAAGGUGUGGUCUUACCACCGAUUUUUAAAGAGGCAAAAUUAUAUUUUCAUCCCGAGAAUUUAGGCCCUUAUUUAUACAUAUAGUAAAAACCAUAUUCCCUCUUUCCACAUCCCUAUGUAUUUUUAAACAAAUGGAGGUUUUUAGUUACCUCCAAUGGCCAUGAGAGGAUAAGCACACCUGCCACAUCAAGGCAGACCUCUUAGGUGGGUCCUAACGCUAACCAUUCGCCUUGCUUCCUUGAGCUUCUGGCAAAAAUAUCUCUGAGACAGGAAGGGGUAUUUUUUAUAUACAUCCCUACAUGCUUAUUACCCUUAAUAGGGAACACAUGGGAUGGGCAGCAACAUUGCAUCCUAGCUGUGUGAUACAAAAGUGAAUACAAAUACAAAGAAACUAGUUCUGUGCUCAAACUCCCAUUACUCCUGGGCGGCAGCAAUAACUAUAGUACACAUCAGCCAAAAUACAUAUAGUAAAAACCAAAGAAAAAAAAAGUUACCUGUGCUCUUUCCACAUCCCUAUGUAUUUUUAAACAAAUGGAGGUUUUUAGUUACCUCCAAUGGCCAUGAGAGGGUAAGCCCACCUGCCACAGCAAGGCAGACCUCUUAGGUGGGUCCUAAUGCUAACUAUUCGCCUUGCUUCCUUGAGCUUCUGGCAAAAAUAUCUCUAUUUAUACAUGACAAAACCUUACUGGGCUUAGCAACUGCAGAUUGACAUUGCAUAUUGCUGCCUAAUUUGUUGUCUAUAACAGUCCCCAAAUCCUUCUCGUGUGUGGUUAUCCCUAAUUCACUACCAUUUAGGGUGUAAGUUGCUUGUGUAUUCUUGACCCCGAAGUGCAUAACUUUGCAUUUCUCUAUGUUAAAUUUCAUCUGCCAUUUUAGUGCCCAGUCCCCCAAUCUAUCCAAAUCCCUCUGAAGCAAAGCAAUAUCCUGCUCACAUUUUAUUACUUUACAAAGUUUUGCGUCAUCUGCAAACACUGAAACAUGUCUUUCAAUGCCUAUUUCAAGAUCAUUUAUAAAUAUUUCAAUAGAAGCAGUCCCAGAACAGAACCCUGAGGGACACAACUUGCCACUUUUGUCCAGCCUGAAAAUUUAACAUUAAUGACAACACGUUGUACUCUUAAGCCAAUGUUCUGCCCAAGAACAAGAAUAAUCAUCUAGACUAAUUUAUUUUAGUUUGAAGACUAACCUAUUGUGAGGAACCGUAUCAAAUGCCUUGGCAAAAUCCAAGUAGAUCACAUCCACUGCAUAACCCUGAUCUAUACUUCUACUUCUUCGUAGAAUGCAAUUAGGUUACUUUAGCAUGACUUAUGUUUCAUAAAACCAUGCUGAUUUUUGCUAAUAACAAAGUUCUUCCCAAUGAAUUCCUGAAUAUUAUCCCUCAAUAGCCCUUCAAAUAUUUUCCCAGUCACAGAAGUUAAACUCACAGGUCUAUAAUUUCCAGGCAAAGAAUUUGAACCCUUUUUAAAUAUAGGAACAACAUCUGCCUUCCUUCAGUCCUCUGGUACAAUACCUGAAACAAAAGAAUCUUGAAAAAUUAAAUAAAGAUGUUCACUUAUUUCCCCACUUAGCUCCUUAAGGACUCAUGGGUGAAUACUGUGAGGCCCCGGAGCAUUUACAUUAAUUUUCUUUAACUGCUGUAGCACCUUGUCUCGAGUCAUCCAAUCACAAGUUAUCUGCAAGUUUUUUGCAGCAAUGAUUUGCAUAUCUCUUGCCAUAGGAUCCUCAUUAAUAUAUACUGAAAAUGUCUGCAUUUUCCUGGUCUUCAUUAGCUAACAGACCCAUCUCUGUUUCCAGUGUACCUACACUUUAAUUUAAAAAAAUAAAUAAUUUUUUUUUACAAUUGAUAUACUUGGGGGAAAAAAUUGGGGUUGGUUUUGCAUUCUUUGGCUAUCAAUUUCUCAUUUUCUAGUUUAGCCACUUUAAAGUGGCACUGUCAUGCCGAACUUACCUUUCCCCAAUCAAUUCCUCUUCUCUCCCUCUCUCAGUAUCUGUACUUAAUUUCUUCCUGUAUGCUCUAGUUUUCUUUAAACCAUAAGACAAUGUAGGGACUAUUUGCCUUAUGGAGGUUUCCUACGCCUGACCAUCUCUGACCAGCAGAGGAGAAAAGUGUGCUUCAUUUCCGGUGGUCACAGAAGUUUUCCCACAAUUCUCACCUUUCCUCAGUGUUCCCGCAAUACUUCCUUUCACUUUUCCCGAACAUCCUGUCAUUUAGACAGAACACCAGCGAAACUGCCGAAUUGCGUCAUAACAGAAUGAGAACAGUUUAAUUCAUGUUAGGACUCAAUUCAGGACUUUGUUCGGAUCGGAAUUUAAUUUGAAUGAAUGAAACUCCGAUCUGAUUCAAUGAAACUCCGAUUUGAUUCGUGCCGCGGCUGCAUUUUGCAGCCGUUUAGUAGAUAACUCCCUAACUCCCACAGUAUCAGGGCGCUAUCUACCAAAAGGCUGAAAGACCUAAAUUCUGCCCUUACUCGCUAUGCCAUGAGUAGGGGCAUGUCUAUUAAACAGUGAGCAGCAAGUGCAGACUCAAGGUCGGACCUAUUGGAUUCCAAGCAAACCAAUCCGAGUGCUCUGAGUCAAAUUGCAGGGCGUGGGAAGGCUUUAUAAGCCUUUCACCGCCCUGCGGAGCUCAGUCUGCACCAUGCCUUCGGCAAGUUCGACGGCUAUUAUGUUUUUGUUUUUUUUAACCUUUUUUGGGGCUGAAAAAUGAAGAUUUUAGAAAAAAGACAUCAAAUGGUAAUUUUUUUUUUCUUUUUACAGGUACUUAGUUCUUUUAUUCCCCCCUCACUAUUUUUAGUGUGAAGGGGUUAGGUAGGGCUUUAUUAAUUCUUGAUUUGGGGGGGAGUGACUAGGGGCUUGGGGACCCCCAGUCACCUUUGGGGGGGGACAUUUUAAUUUAGGGCCGCCACUCAGGGAUGGGGGGACAAUAGGUGUGUCCCCCCUUAUGUUAUUUAUAGCCCCCACCCACCACUCGGGGGGGGGGGCAAUAGGUUACCCUCCCCCCUCAUUGCUAUUUAGGGCCCCCACCUGGCACUCAGGUAUGGGGGCUGGAGGGAAGGACAAUAGGCCCCCCAUUCUCAUUUUGGGCCCCCACCUGCCCCCCCACAUUCUCAUUUAGGGCCCCCACCCUUCGCUCAUGGGUGGGGGCCAGGGGCUCGCUAGUUAAUAGAUGCCUCACCAUAGGGUCAUUUUUUAGAAGAGGGGCGCUUUUUUUUUCUUUAAUACAACAGUGAACAGCCACAGGCUGCUCACUGUUUAGUAGACAUGCCCCUACUCGCGGCAUAGUGAGUAGGGGCAUUAAGGAGAUUUAUCUCCCUUAUGCUACUAUGGGGGUCCCUGCCACUUCUAUUUUGACAUUUUACAAGGAGGGAGCUGUGCGCCGGUAGCUCCCUCCUUGUAAUAAACUGAACGAACACCGAUAUUCAGUGUUGGUUUGUCCGUCUGACCUUUCUAUUCAUUCAUUCGUCUUUCUGACUAAUGAAUAGAUGAAAUUCCCAUUCGCAUGCCCAUGUGUUUAACUGGGCAUGCAAGGGAAUUUCACAUCGCUAUCUAGUGUGGGUAGAUGACGUUUCCCACCGGGCCUUCAUCUACCCACACAAAGAUGGUGGCGCCCAGAACCUAGUUUCAGGCAGAAAAUAAGGUUUUUCAAAACUAGGUAAUAUGGGGGGCUUAAGGGCAUUUGGGGGUGACUAGGGGGCAAUGAAAGUGCCACUUUAAUUGCCUUUUUUGCAAGCAUUAUUGGCUUCCUUAUAUCUUAUAUAGGAUGCCUCUGAUUUGUCCGAUGUAAAUUAUUUAAAUGCCCUUUUCUUGUUUUACUUCUAAGCCACAUUGGUUUCAAUUUGUUUCUUUUAUAUUUAUUACCCAAUGGUACAUACUGAGAAAUGUACCUUUCUAAUAUUUGUUUGAAUAGUUUCCAUUUAUCCUCAGUGUUUUUUUCACUAAGGAAUUUAUGCCAGUUGAUAUGUUGUAGAGCUGUUGUAAUCAGAAUCUCUUCAAAGUGAUUAAUUGAAUCAAUGCAUCUCGAUGUGGAAUGCUCUGCAUGGAGAUGCUGAACAUUCAUGCUGCACACUGUGCAGCACUGUCCCUGAAAGUACUUCUAGUGGCCAUCUGGGGAGUGGCCACUAGAGUUGUUCCUAGGAUAUAAUGUACACACUGCCUUUUUUCUAAAAAGCCUGCGGGGACUCUCUAUACUCACCAGAACAACUACAUUAAGCUGUAGUUGAUCUGGUGACUAUAGUGUCCUUUUUUAUUUCAUUAUUCAUUAGAUGCAAAAAACAUUGUUGUAUGACAUUGAAACAAAAUGACAAUAAGAAAUAUUGUACAUCGUGACAAAUCGUCACAUUUAGUUGGUCUUCCAGGUGUCUCCUUCUGUCCUAUAGGAUUGUUAGUAAAAUGAUAAACCAUGAAAAUGGAUUGAUUUAACAAGGGAAAGGGUUGGGGGAUUGAGGAAAGUAACGCAGCAUGUGAUCACCAAUUCACAACCCAUUUAUCCAUCUCAUUCCUUUUAGUCAUAUCGUCCAUGUAUCCUUCUCAGUAAUUUUUAAAGGACCGCUAUAGUCACCCAGAGCACUUUAACCCAGGUUUUAACCCUGCAGCUGUAAACAUAGCAGUUUCAGAGUUUCACAUUGCAGGCUUUCUUUCAAAGAAGUGUUCAGCCACAGGUUUGCCCAUAUCUCCACCUCUAUAAGCCAUUCAGAUACUCGAACGAUGGCCCUUGAUGCGCUCACCUUAGGGGGUUUCUGUCUUUCCAACGUAGGCUAUACCACAUUGGCAGGACAGUUUGUAAAGCUUGUUUUACAAGUAACCUGAUGAUGUAUAGCAAAUUUGUUGCCAGUAUGUGGGUGAUCAUAUGCCCACAGGUCACACACCCGAGGCAUUUGACACAUCCCAAGUUUUGCUGUUGUGUGUUCGGCAUGUAACUUUCUGGAGGAUCUGUUUGGAUGAAGUCUCAAACUAGUCUUUUUUGUAGCAUAAUAGGGUGUGCUUUUCAAAAUUCACUGGCAAACUUCCAUCUUAUGCUAAUAAUUUCCAGUUUGAAUGAACAAUUUUGGUUAACUUAGUUGUUGCUGAAUUGUACAUCAUUGGGAAGACCAUCUUCUGGGCUGUGCUUGUUUACAGUUUCAAUUCUCCUUCUCUAGCUGCCCUUAGCACUGUUUGCAAGUCCCUAUAUUGGUAGCCACAAUUACGGAAUCUAUCUGUCAUCUCAACAAUUGCUUCUCCAUGGUGGUGAAAUUGAAGUUAUUCCUAAUUAUUCUUUGGCCUUUGGCAAAGAUAUCUUUAGAGCAAUGGGAUAUGUGCUUGUGGCAUGAAGGAUGGUAUUUCUAUCUGCUGGUUUUCUGACAAGUGUAUAUUCUACAUUUUGGUUCCGGACAGAGAUCUCAAAGUUCAAAUAUUGCACUCUUUCCCUGUUGAUGUUGGCAGCAAAUUUGAUCAGUGUGGAUUGGAGAAUCAGAGGUUCUUCCAUCUCAUACGCCUCUUCCAGUAAUCCUUCUCAGAACAUCAGUUCAACAUCGAUGUUUCUAUAGUAUCCAUGUAUUUGUGCAAGGUACUUUGUAAGAAUGUAUGUAGUUUCGAAUUGGUACAUGUAGGCGUUCGCGUACAUGGGUGCCAUCGCUGCACCCAUGGACGUGCCCGCCUUUUGCUUGAACAAUUGCCUCUCAAAUCUGAAGUUCUUUAGAGUUAGAGCUAAUAUUGCUAGUACAAACUCUACCUGUGGUCCAUUAUAUUCCUGUGAAUGUGUAAGUACUUCUCUCAUUUAUUUAUUACUGCUAUUUAUAAAGCGCCAACAGAUUACUCACCGCUGUACAAUAAGUGGAGGACGUACAAUAUACUCAGACAAAAACAAAAGGUUGAGGAGGCCCUGCCUGUAAGUUGAUAUCUAGCCACUGAAGCACUUUUAUACAAAGUGCUUAGUUAGAUUGCCCGUGAGCUUACAAUGUAAAGGUAAAAUAGGGAAAUGACACAAGAGGUAGCAGAGGAAAUUGAAGGUGAUUCAACUGUGACUGCAGUGAUUGAGUGAGGAUGUGAUUGACUGUGGUUGGAAACAGCUGGAGGAGUCAUGCUAUAUAGUUAGAAGGAACCAAGGUGGGCAGGAGGAGGGGCGGGUAGGUAAAGCAGAGUAGAAAUGAAGAUUCUUAGUUGCAAAGAUGUUAGUUAUAUUGGGCCUGAGGAAUAAGAAGAAGGAUGCACAGUUAUAUAAAGGAAUUUACAGCUAGUAGUGGCAAACAGGAAUAAGGUGGGGUUGGGGGAGGAGAGGGAGGAGUGGUGGAACAGACUAGCCAUUUGUUGCACAUAUUAAAAUAUUUGCCUAUUAAAUCCUAUCAGCCAGAUUAUUAAUUACUACAGGGUAACUGCAAGUACAAAUAUUACAGUAGUAAGCUAUAAGUAAAAAUGGUGAAAUAGUAAUAAUAAAUUAAUAUGUAGUAAACAGGUGGAAAGAAUCCUGUGAGGUAUCUUCUGAAUCCCAGUCCAUACCUUAAAGCAGCAGUUUUCAAAUGAAGAUUCUUAGUUGCAAAGAUGGAAGUUAAAUUGGGCCUUCUAUUCCAGCUUCAUGUGAGAUUACAAUGUAGAGAAAAUGCUUAUUUAUUUAAUGUUUAUUUUUCAAUAACUCCCAAAAUAGCAAAAUUUUCUUCUUUAAAAACAUCUUGUAUUUUUAUUUCUAUACAUACAUUGCAUGUUUUACAAUACUAGAGAAAAAAUCAUUGGUAUCAGAUAAAUCUCAAUUUCAGUUUAAAAAAACAAAACUUUGUCACUUUAUCAACAUUUUUAUACAGAAAAUGUAAGAGCUUCAAUAUUUCACUUUUUGAAAAUAAAAUGUAAAAAGAAAGAAAAAAAAAAUAAGGGAAGGUAGAAUAUAUGUAUUAUUAUCUAAAUUGUCUUUUCUUUGGAUUUGUACUUAUUCACUGUGGGGAUUUUUUUAAAGAUGUAAUGUCUACAUUUAUUUAUCUCGGCCUACAUUUUUUGUUUAAGGCACUAAGCAUUAUAUACGUGUGAGUGUUUUUUUUUUUGGGGGUUUAUUACAGAUUACAUUUUAACAUACAUAGUGAUAAGUACUGUGUGGUCCACUUCAAAUUUGAGUUGCGUGAUGUUUUCCAAGAGUCUAUUAAAGUCCUUUAUACAUGUAUCUAAAUGUUUUAUCGGCUUUUUAAAAAAAUCGAGCCAACGUGCUAUUAGCUCAUACUCUUCCAAUGGCUAAUACUAUGGUGCAUGCACUGGGUCUUUAUGUAUCUUAAUGAAAAGGUAUUGAUAUAGUGUUGUAUUUAUGUAUCCAACUCCAAGUCCCAAAAUUAGCUUAUUCGAUCUUAUUCAUGACUUCUUGUGUGGAAUCUUUAUCCAAUCAGAUGUAGGUAUUGCUAUUAUUUAGUUUGUUUUUAAGUACUUUGACAUAUUCUACAUAAUCCAUUACAACUAUACCCCCACCUUUAUUGGUUGGGAGGAUUGCAAUAGUUGAAUCAUUGGCAAGAUUUCUUAUGGAUUCUCUCUGUUCUUAAGUCAGAUUAAGAUGUAUUACUUUGUGCUUUUGUAUUACUUUCAUGAUCUCAAAUCCAACUGUGGAUAAAUAAGUCUUAAUAGAGGGUACUUUUAGGAUCAAAACGUAGAGAUAGGACGAGCAGGUGUACAAGUGAUAUUCUGUGAUGAUUCCUGGCUAUAAUUUUUUUUGUAAUGUAGUCUUAAAGCCUAAGCAUUCUCCCAAAUUGAAAUAAUUCCACACUCCAAUUAAAACAUUGUGGUGUAGUUUUUGACAAAAAUGUUAAACCUUUACUUAGUACGCCUUCCUCGUCUACCGUCAAUGUGCGCUUAUACAGGUUGAAGACAGGGAUUGCUUCCUUAAGGGGGGGGGGGAGGGUUUCCCAUGAGGACAUAUACUCUACCCAUGUGUCCUCUUCGUGUUCUUCUUUUUCUACCGGUCUGUGGCAGCUGCGGGUGAUUGUGCCUCCACCUGUUACUCCUUAAAAAAGGUGCUUCAUUAUUUCUUUCUCUGAUGACUGAUUGCCAGGUGAAAUGUGUAUAUUUGUUAUUUUGGGUCCGUGUAUACUCCUUCUUGGUCUCCUAAUCUUAGUUGUAUGCCCACCUGUUCACCAGCUGUACCCCCUAUGGUCCUUAUAGUUUUGUUUCCAUCUUCUGUUUUUUUUAAAUUUGACCAAUUCGUAUUUUAUAGCUCAGCAAUUCUUCUUUAAAUUAUAGUAGUAACUUCACCCCUUCCUGGGAGGCUAGGAACUAUGCAUGCGGUGUUUCAAACUGAUUUUAUGUCUAAUUUCAGUUAGGUCAUUUUCAGCAUCUUUUAUGAAUAUUAACAUUAGAUCCAAUGAGACUUUGAGGACUGAUGUCCAGUCCCUUGUAAUAAUCGGCUAAGAAGAGGCCAUGAAGAUCCAUGUCGAUUUUCUUUUUAUGCAGUUGUGGUAAUUGAAAAUAGACAUCAUUUAUGGUAAAUUUACUAGGUAGUUCAAAACUAGACUGGCUCCAUCAAAUUUUGCUGACUUUCUCUGGCGUAAAUUUCCUGCUCUGCAAAAUCUCUUGCUUGCAUUAAAAACUCAUCCAUAUUUAAAUCAUGAGUUAGAGGUUUCUAAUGUAUUUAAUUUUAAUAAAUUACCGGUGCAUAGAUGAGUUCACAGUCAUGUACCUAAAGUAUACAAAUAUAGUUAAAGUCCUUGAUUUCUUGCUUCAUAAAUAUUAUAUGCAGGGUGCUCAGACCUAACUGUUAUACAAAAUCAGAAAAGUUUGGUAGCACUCAUGGUCUUUUACAUAAUUAAAAGAUUUCCUUUAUUGUUCCAUUUGGAUUAUUACAAUAUAGUGUGGUAGAAGUUACAAACACUGGCCACAGUUAGUGUUAAUAUUUGUUUGUGUGUGAAUAAUGUAAAAAACUAAUUUGAAUGCCAAUUUUGGCCAGUGUUUGUGACUAAGUGGCUACUAAAAAAGACUGGACAUACACCAUUUGCAAUACUUUGGAUUGUCUACUUUUGCAAAUGGUAUGCCAUAAUGGGGGUAAUUUUCAUUCCUGGGCUAUCAUACAGCCUCAAAGGCAACGUAACCAAUCUGGUGAAUUUGAAUGUGAAAAAAACUGAAACACAAUAUUCAAUUCAAAAACUUGACUCUGUAACUUUUGAAAACACCAUAAAACCUGUACAUGAGGGGUACUGUUAUACUCAGGAGACUUCGCUGAACACAAAUAUUAGUGUUUCUAAACAGUAAAACGUAUCACAACAAUUAUAUCGUCUGUGUAAGUGCCAUUUGUGUGUGAAAAAUGCAAAUAAAUGUAACUAAAAAAAAAAAAAAAAUAUAUAUAUAUAUAUAUAUAUAUAUAUAUAUAUAUAUAUAUAUAUAUAUAUAUAUAUAUAUAUAUAUAUAUAUAUAUAUAUAAUAUAUUUAUUUCGUUCUUCAUCCCGCACGUCGACUGCAGGAUGACGGUCCUAACCAGGGCCACCACCAGAAAUUUUGGGACCCCUAACUUAGCUCAGGGUCUGGGGCCCACCUCCAAAUACCGCCCACAGGAAUACACACACAGACACAAACACACGCACUGAUACAAAAGGACACAGAUAUAUACUAACAGACACACAUACAGGCAUACAUACUGACACACAUACACACAUAUACAGACACACAGGCAUACAUAGUGACACAGACACAUACUAACAUAUAUACAGACACACAUGCAUGAAGACAUAAAGAUACAUACAUUCAUACACACAUACAUUUAUAUAUACAGACAUACUGACAUCCAUACACACAUACAUUCAUAAUGGCAUACAUACAGACAUACAUUCAUUCAGACUGACAUACAUGCAUAUAUACAAACAUACUGACAGACACACAUACACACAGACAUACGUUCAUAAUGAUAUGCAGAUAUACAGACAUAUAUGCAGACAGACAUAGAUGUUCAUGCAUGCAGACAGACAGACAUAGACAUACAUGCAUUUACAGACAUACAUACAUAGACAUACAUAUACAGACAGACAGACAUAAAUGCAUUCAGACAUAUAUAGACAGACAUGCAUUCACAGACAUACAGAUAUACAUGAAUUUACAGACAUGCAUGCAGACAGACAUGCAUGCAUACAGACAGACAUGCAUACAUAGAAAUACAGACACACACACACAAAGCUCAUUUUCCAGCCACCCUCCUGUCUCUUACCUUGUCUUUGCAGGAGGGUGGCUGGGUCUGAUGGGAGUAGUCGGCUGGCUCUCCCUAACUGCCGGAGUGAGCUGGGAGGAAGUGACCACUUCCUCCCAGCAGCACUUACUGCGGUUGGUUUUUUUUUCACAGCGCUGACCGGGCCCCUGAAGAUACAGGGCCCAUCGGGUGGCCCUAAGUGUAUGGGCCACCCGAUAGGCUCCAUCAGCGUGCGGGCCCCGGUGCAAGUGAAACAGCGGCAGUUCUACUGCCACACGUGGGGGCCGGGCCCCCCAGGGCCGCCGGGCCUGUGACAACCGUUAUGGUUGUCACCCCCUGAUGGCGGCCCUGGUCCUAACCAAUACUCUUAGAGGAGCAUUGGAGACCAAAAGUGCAUAAGCAGUGCGUGUCACAAUCCGCCAGUGAAGCUUUUGUUGUAAAGAAUCAGGAUGCUUGUGGGGAUGAGUGAAUGGGGCUGUUAGGGGUGGAAAUUGAUUUGGGUGUAAGGAGUAGGUGCAAUAGUCUGUUGGUGGGUAGGAGUUUUAGUGCUCGCAUGGGGAAAUAGGGUCUCUAAAGUGUGGGCACAUGGUAGCAUAGAGACUGUAGUGUGGGGAGCAUGGGCUGGGAUGUGUGUGUGGGGGGGGGAUAACCGUUAUCUAUGAGGGAAAAGGAGAUGUAUUAUAGGGGCUCUAAUGUAGGCAGAAGCUCCAGUGUAUGGGGAUAGGGGCUGUAGUGUCGGGCGGUAGAUACUGUAAUGUAGAGGAGAUUAGGGGCUGUAGAUGUUUGUAGAGCAUGCUAAACUACUAUUAAAAAUAAAAAAUAAAUGUGUGUGUGUGUGUGUGUGUGUAUAUAUAUAUAUAUAUAUAUAUAUAUAUAUAUAUAUAUAUAAUAUAUAUAUAUAUUCCAUUCUCCCUCUUGGUUUACUUGGCCUUUGAUGGGAAAGUUAAUCCUUUAAUCCCUGAAGGUCAGAUCAGCUGAUUAUUUGGUCACCACCCCAGGUGCCUGGUGGUGGUUUCCCUCCUCUAGCUGCGCCUCUGCAUUUGAGAGUCUGUGAAUAAAAUAACAUUCUGGCUGGCAAAAAAACACAACCUAACAAUUGGCUCUUUGAAUGUAAUUUAGAGAAUAUAUCUAAAAUGUUCACAUUUACACAUGAUCCUCGCAUUCGAACUAAAUCACAAAAAGCCAAGACUGGAACUUUUGCUCUAACCAACCCAAAAUUUGUAAUCCACUACUUUACUCCAUCAAAUACAUUUGAACAUCAACUUGCUUGGAAAAUUUUAAGUCAUUAAAACAGGCAUUCCAGAUGAUUGAUAGAAAUAGCUACAUUCUUUUCUAGCAAUCUAAUCUUCACAAACGUGCAAGCAAACUUCCAAAAUGUAAUUUGAGUUUAACUUUACCUCAAAAUCAUUCUGCAGACUUUUUAUCCUGGAGAUUCAAAAUUUACAUACCCCUUACCUAGUUGUCUAAACUGCCAGAUAUGAUUAAUUUGUUUUACAAAUCUCACUUUUAGCUAGUGAAUGGCAUAUGAUUUUAAAUGCCGUACAGGGCACUACAAACGGCGAAACCACAUAAAACUGUAAUUAAAAACAAUUAUAUAUAUAAUUUUAUUUAUUUUUUCCCCGGUGGUAUUUUAUGCUACAUUGUUUAGCACAAAUACAUAUGUAACCUCUAACACGGUGUAAGAUUUAGAUCAGGGAUAGGUAACCCACAGCAUGCUGUAGUGGUUUUAGUGCUAGCAAUGCCCCACUGUGACCCCCCUCAAGGCCGAGUAGUCAAGAUAUGGGAACUACAGGCACCAUAACCACUACAGUGCACUUAAGUUGUCUUGGUGUUUUUCAUUUAACCUUCAGAACUUUAUUAUAAACUGCCUUUUAACCCCUUCCCACUGAAUGACGGACCGGGUCCAUCAUGCGGUAAAGUUAACCCCAGAUUGCCUCGAUUGCGGUGUUAGCGCUCUUGUCUGCCCCUCUAUUCGAGGCAGACCGGGAGCACCCGACCGCAGUGAUCGCUCUGACCGGCUGUUAGAGCGAGGAAAUGUGCUGCAGGGACUCAGGAUCCGCCUCCCUGCUCUUCCGUGGUCAGUGUGAAGUGCAGGGAGACUGAUCACUGCUGAUCUGCUUCCCCUGUAAAAAAAUUUAAUAAAGUUAGUUUAAAAUCCCACCCCACUUUACUACAGUGAUCAAUUGGCAGAGACUACAUUUUACUGUGAUCUGAUUUUUUUUUUUAUUUGAUUUUUUUAACCGUGAGGGUUAACUUUUAUUUUUUGUAACACUCAGGGGUUAAUUGUAUUUUAUUAAUUAAUUUAAAUAUAUUAAAAUAAUAUUUGGCUAGCUGGGGUGGGUGGAAGUUAGUGGGGAAUUAGGAAAUUUGGUGUUAGGCUAGCUAGGGGUUAAUGUUAAAAAUUUUCAAAAAAUCCCACCCCCCUUUACCCAGUCCUAAUAAAAAUUAACCCCUUCCCUGCCGGUUGAUAACUACCUACAGUGAUCAAAAUACAGAUCACAGUAUUAUACUUAUCCGAUUUUGUUUUUUUUUGUUUUAACCCAUUAGGGGUUCAAUUUAAAUAUUUUAAAACUAUAUUUUGCUAGCUGGGGUGGGUGGGAGUUAUGGGAAUUUACAGUUAGUGCUGCUUACUGCUAGUUAAGGGUUAUCAGUAAAAAAAAAAAAUUUAUAAAAAUUUUAAAUCUGUAAAAAAAAAAAAAAUUAAAAGUUUUAAGAAAGUUUAAAAACUAGUUUUCAAAAGUUAAAAGGUUAAAAGUAUUUUUUUUUUUUUACUUUAAGGACCAAACUUCUGGAAUAAAAGGGAAUCAUGACAUGUCAUACAUGUCAUGUGUCGAGAAGGGGUUAAAAAUGCUCAUUACCACUACACCUGGAACAAACUAGAGAAAAAAUUAUCCCACGCUAAGGUUCAAAAUAUGCCUUUUGAAUUACAUACUAUUUAUUAAAGAAUACACCGUGGGGUAUUUGUGGGGAAGUUUGAAUAACCAACCAGCUAAACCACUCCAAAAUGGAACAUGGACACAGCGUAAAACUUCAAAGUUAGGAAAAAAAACUGGCUGCGUCUCAAAUAUGCCCCUUCAACAUCCACAUAUACCUGGCACAGACGACAUAGCUGAGCAACAUAUGUAGUAUUAUAUAGUCAUAGCACACAUAAGGUUUGUAAAAUAUACUGUGCAAACUGUGUCAAAAAGGCAGAAAAUGCUUAUUACCACUACACUUGGUACAAGCUAGCGGAAAAAUGAUCCCACGCUAAGGUUCAAAAUAUGCUUUUUGACAUACCCUGGGAUGUCUUCUUUAAGAAAUGGUAUGCCUUUAUGCUGUAGUUGUAAUAUGUAGCCUGCUCAAGUGCUCCAAAUUGGGACACGGAAGCAUCAAAACCCUCCAUGAAAAUUCACACUUAAAAACCUGAACUUGUUAAGUCUUUUACAACACUGUAACUAAACAAAAUAGUGUCUAGGUCAUACGUUGGGCAUAUUGUUUUACUCAGAAUAUGUAACUGAGCAUAAUUUGUGGAUUUUUAUGACAGAGGUACAUAUUAAAUGUAAGAAAUACUCGGCUAAAAUGCAACAUAUACCGUAUUUAUCGGCGUAUAACACGCACCGGCGUAUAACACGCACCUCAUUUUAAGAAGGAAAUUUCAGGGAAAAAAAACUUAAAGGACCACUAUAGUGCCAGGAAAACGAGUAUGUUUUCCUGGCACUAUAGUGGUCCUUUAAGUUUUUUUUCCCUGAAAUUUCCUUCUUAAAAUGAGGUGCGUGUUAUACACCCUCAGGGACCCCCUCCCGCCGGGCUCUGGAGAAAGGAAGGGGUUAAACACUUACCUUUCUCCAGCGCCGGGCGGGGAGCUGUACUCCUCCUCUCCUCCUUGCUCGCGACGUCAUCGGCUGAAUGCACACGCGCGCGCAUUCAGCUGGUCUCAUAGGAAAGCAUUUACAAUGCUUUCCUAUGGACGCUUGCGUGCUCUCACUGUGAUUUUCACAGUGAGAAGCACGCAAGCGCCUCUAGUGGCUGUCAAUGAGACAGCCACUAGAGGCUCUGGAGGCUGGAUUAACCCUCAGUAUAAACAUAGCAGUUUCUCUGAAACUGCUAUGUUUAUAAAAAAAAGGGCUAAUCCUAGAGGGACCUGGCACCCAGACCACUUCAUAAAGCUGAAGUGGUCUGGGUGCCUAGAGUGGUCCUUUAAAUUUCAAAUAAAGAACUUCUAGCCCCCUUCUACUUCCCUCCCUCUCUUCUACUUUCCCUCCCCCUACUUCUUCUACUCCCUCCCCUCUUUCUACCCCUUUCUACUCCCCCUCCCUCUUCUACCCUUUUCUACGCCCCCUCUUACCCCUUUUCUACUCCCCUCUCCCUCUUGCUGCCUCUUCCCCUGAGCUGCCCCCUUCCCUCUCUUUGUUGCCCUCCCCUCUCUUGUUGCCCUCCCCUCUCUUACCCCUUUCCCUUCUUGUUAGCCUCCCUCUCCCUCUUUGUUGCCCCCUCCUCUUUUUUAGCCCUCCUCUUUCUACUCCCUCCCCUCUCUUACGCCCCCUCCCCUCUUUCUACGCCCCUCCUCUUACCCCCUUUCUACUCUCCUUUCUACCCUCCCCUCUUGUUGCCCCCUUAGCCUCCCUCUCCCCCUGUAGCGCGGCCGAGCUGCUUGCUGUCUCAUGUGGUGCCGGAGGGCAGCAGGUAAUUCUGUUGUAUGGGUUAGAAACUCCUGUUCGCGGAACAGGAGUUUCUGUUUCCUGUACCCGGUCGGACUGACAGGAAGGUGCACACUGAGCGUGCACCUUCCUAUCAGUCCGGCCGGCCACCGCGGACGGCAGAGCGGCUCGGCCACGCUACAGGGGAGGUGAGUACCAACUGCACCCGCCUGAGCGCUCUUGACAGAGCGCUCAGGCGGCUGCAGAAUUUAAAGGGCCGGCGUAUAACACGCACCCACGAUUUCUCCCCUAUUUUCAGGGAGAAAAAGUGCGUGUUAUACGCCGAUAAAUACGGUAUGUAAAAAUGGCCUUUUAUUUUUUUUCCCCACCACAAACAUUGACAUAAAUUGGUGAAAAAGUGGUGACAUGUUAAGAAACAAUAUACACCAUAUAAAAUACCCUGGGGUGUCUGCUUUAUCAAAUAAUACCCCUUUGUGGGAUUAUCUGAACAGUCACACUGCUAUAAUACCCUAAAAUGAGAUAUAGGCCCAUCAAAUCCAUAUACAAAAAUUCUAACUAUAGAAACUGAAAUAGCCUUGUGUCUUAUAUGGCAUUGUAGCUUUACAGAAAAGUGCCAAAGGCAUACAAUGGGGAUAUCGUUAUACUCAGCAGAUGUAGCUGAAUACAGUAUUGGGUUCUGUGCAGGAAUAGCACACACCAGCUUUACGAAAUACACAUUACAAAAACCUUGUUAUAUGUUUAUAUGCCAAAAUAAAGAAAAAACAUAAUUUUACUCCAAUAUUUAGCAGAGACUGGCGAUGAAAUGACUACGUAAAAAGUGUCAAACUAACCUUAGGUAAAUAGCCUGUGAUGUAUACUUUAUAUAAAUAUAUACUUUUGUGUGCCAAUUUUGUUUUCUGUGAUGGCUAUUAAACCUGCAAGACAAACCAUACCUACUUCUAAAAUUUUUGCAAAUUGAAAUUUUAUUUUAGUCCUUGUAUUUUGUGACCUGUAACUUUCAAAAUAAGCUGAAAUUCUAUACAUAUUAUGUAUUCUAUAAAUCAAAACACAUAAAUGAGUUUAUUUUGAAUUACUUUUUGUAAGAUGGACAUAUUAUGCACACACUAUUAUUGUUAAAACUGUGAAAAUGUAUUCCAGUUUAUUUUGGCUUUUUUUUUUUAUAAUUAAUGAGAAUGUAUCUGUGUAUAUGUGACAUCAAAUUAAAGCCCUGUUUGCCCUCUAAAAAACGAUAUAUAAUAUGCGUUGGUGCAAUAAAUUAUGCAAAUUGCGUUUGAACACAAACAAUAAAAAAUGCAAAAAUUGUCUUGUGUACUUAAGCCUAAGACAAGCUUCUGAAGCUGUGUCCUUAAAGGGUUAAAAUCUUUUUUUAAACACUACAGGCAAAGCAAUCUGUACAGGUUAUGGUGCUUUUUGUGCACAUUUCUAAAAAAAAAAUAAAAAAAAUAAUUGUUUACAGACUAGUUUUCUUUUAACUGCAUUAGCACAAAAAUAUUGCUACAAUAACCAAUAGGAUAUCAAGAAAAAGUGAUCUGCGUGUUUUACAUGUGUUGUGAUAUAGAUAUUAUGUAGUGGGUUUAUAGUAACAUUGUUUCCCCAUGUAUGUAUAAAAUCAUUUAUUAAACCAUUAUUCUCUCCUCCUCCUCCUCCCCUGAUGCUCUCCUGUUGGGGAGAGUGGGUUCAUAGCCUAUGCAGCCCAGUAGGUGCUAAUACUGAUGGAGAGCAAGCCAGCUCUAUGACCAUGUAUGAGCUUAACCAGCUGGGCAGUUUAUCUUUAAGAAAACCGUUUCCCAGCUGCCAAUCAUCACUAUCCCUGCUCUCGCAUUGGUCGGAGUGCUGGAAUUCCCGCCUCUCUUUAUUCCAACUCAGGGUUUCCCGCCCAAGCUUCCAGGGGGUUUUUGCCUGCAGCUGCAACCACACUACUUUUUUCUUUCCUAAGAUACGCUCAGCUAAUGAGCGUUCGCCUUCUUACCCAACAGCAUCGUGACGUCAUUGGAACACGCCUACUUUUUUGUACGGCGUUCUUUCAUUGGCUGAGUGCUGGAACAUGUAAAAAGUGUUCGCGAGAAGAAAAAUAACCGCCAUUGGUUAUUUCGUUAGUCAGUAACAGCUGGGCUACGCCUCUUAGCCAAUCCGCUACCGAGUCGUUAAAAGUGCGGUCUGUGAUUGGUGGAGACUGUCUAGCAGGUUAGGUUGCGCUCUUUCUAUAUGUAACCGGUAGCUGAGCACGCCGCUGCUUCUGUGAAGUGAUCUUGAGAACAUUCGGAGCGCAGAGCCCGCCUCAUACAGAAUCUUCAGACGGUAAGCGGCUAUCCCUCUCUCCCUCUAACCGCCACCCGUGUAACGGCUCCCACAUCCUCUCUGUGACCCCGCUCUCUCCUUCACUUAACAGCACAGCGAGCCCUGCGGCCUGGGCGCCCCUGCACACACGGCGACCGCCGUCACCCCACCGUGUGUGCUGCACUCCCUGUGACUGAGUGUCCGUGUUACCCUCUCACUCUGUGUGUGUGUGUCUCUCUCUGUAUUGGGGGUUCUAUUAAUGAGCCGUACAGUGAGUGAAUGAGAGCCGGGCUGGGCUCCGCCAUUACCGGGCGCUCUCCGUGCUGGCGGUCAGAGCCCUCUCUGACAGACAUUGUGUUCCAUCAGUCCGGACACGCGUGUUCCUGCGAGUCUACACACGGGGUGCACUGGGCAUCAUGGGAAACGUAGUCCGUAACCGCUGCCGUGUCCACACCUUGACCCCUGGCAGCCAUUAACCAGCCCUCCCCGCUCCCCCUCCGGGCUUUGUUAGAGGAGAUCCUGCUAGGCCCGCGCCCUGCUCACUCCGUGUGUAAUGCUAUUGCCCGGGGCUCCGUGUAUCCGGAUCAUGGAUCACCUGUGCCUGUUAGUCAGCAUGCAGCACUGGGAGCUGCUAUUUAUGGGGGUCUCGGUGACCCCUGGGGUUGGAGUCCCAAUAAAGCCAACUCGGCAGCUGCUGGGUUACCGUAAUGGGCAGCUCUGGGAAACUAGAGAUCGGGCAGAUAGCAUUUUAUCUUCACUUUCCUGUCCAGAUUGAUGGAAAAUACCAACACAAGUAGCAUUUUCAGUGUAACUCCCUUAUUAAUUCUGACUUUCUUACUCUGAAGAUGAGGAAAAUGUUGUUGUAAAAUAUAUAUACUCUGUGUGUGUGUGUGUGUGUGUGUAUAUAUAUAUAUAUAUAUAUAGUUUACCUUUAUUUAAUACGAAACCUAAGGGUCACAUAUAUUUAGUAAUUGAAAUAAUUUAACAAAGUUAAGCUAGUAUAAAAUAACUCAACCUCAUUUUAUUGCAUAUUGCUGCGUAAUCUGGUGUUCUAUAAAUAACAACUUUUUAUUAUUUAAGGUUCUUUUUGCCUUUGCCUUGCAAAAGUGAUUGCUAUUUUUAGAUGUGUUGAUAUCCAUUAAGUUACGAAAAGUUAUGUUCACUUUGAAGAAAUAAGCUUCAACAAUAGCUAUAUGUUUAACCGGUAAGGUAAAGAUACAUUUAAUAUUGUUUCAUAACCCAACAUGCCGUGCAUGAAAAGUGCCAAAUGACUUGAUAUCUAACUGAUGCUGUUUGUGUAAAGGGUAGUGUUGUCAUGUAAUUUGGUAUUUGAUUGUAUGCUGUGAGUGUAAUAUGUGAGAGAGGUGCAUAAUCCUUAUAGGAAAGCUUUUCAUUUUGUAAUGAAAGUAUUAAGAAAUUUGGGCAUACUAGAUGGGCCGAAUGGUUCUGCCAUCACAUUCUAUGUAUGAUAUGGCGUGUAUUAGAACUUAUAUGUAGGAUUUCCAAAACAAUGCACUCACAAGUUUAUGUGGGUGGCCAUCUUAAGUCAUUGGAAGCACAUGUUAUCUGACUAAAAUCUGUGCAGGUAAUAAAGAGCUAGAUUGCAUUCAAGAUUUCACAAAGGUACAAGCACCAGGCCUCUCAAAUGCACAGUGGGAUGGUUUCAGUCUUCUAAAUUUUGUCUUUGGUAAAAUGGCCGCCCUCUCAUAACAAUAGUAAGCCAGGAGAUGCAUUAAAAUCAAGAAUUUACUUAUUUGGAAUCAUUUAAAAAGAUAGACUUUAUUAAAUAAAGUUAAUUUAUAGUAUUUUUUUGUAUAACUUCUACACUUCUACAUUUUUUUUUUUUUUUUAGCUUUUAACUCUUAUUUAAAGGGACACUGUUGGCACUGAGACCACUUCAGCUAAUUGAAGUGGUGUGGGUGCUGUGACCCUCUUGCACUUAGUGCUGCAAUGUAAAGCACUGCAGUUUACAUUGCAGCUCUAAGUCUGCCCUCUCCCCAUCUGAAUAAAUUGAAAAAUGUUUUCUUUGUGGGGGAGGGGUUUAAUGCACGCGGCCUUUGCCGCGCAUGUGCAUUAGGUCUCCCGUCGGCGGUGGAGGAGUGUGGGCUGAGGGAAAUCGGCACUGGAUUCAGAUAAGUGGCUAAAGCGGUUUUAACCCCCUUCAGCCCUGCAGGAGGGGGGGCCUAAUAACCCUAUAGUGCCAGGAAAACGGGAUUUGUUUUCCUGGCACUAUAGCAGCCCUUUAAUAAUGUGAAAUUCCAACCACUGCCCAGGAUAAAAAAAAGUAUAAUAUGCAAGCUCAAAAUGGGAGCUUUUUGGAGCUGUGUCUAUUCUAUUUUACAGGGGCACUACUAUAGUUACCCAAACAACUCUAGCAUAGUGAAGCAGUUUUGGUGUAUAGCUCAUUCCUCUGCAAUAUUCACUGCUCAACGCCAUUUAGGAGGCAAAUCACUUUAUUUAUGCAACCUUAGUCACACUUACCUACAUGUAACUUGCACAGCCUUCCUAAACAUUAGGGAUCGACCGAUUAUUGGUCUUGCCGAUAUUCUGUAUUUUUAGCAAUAUCGGUAUCUGCCAAUAAAGAUAUUGAAAAUGCAGACCAAGGUCCUCGGGGGGGCCCAGCACACUCUUACCUUCCAAAAAAACUGCCUCCCCAUUUUACACACAUUACAUGCACAAACACACUGCAUUCACUAUACACACUACACACACACACUCUGCAUUCAUUAUAUACGCAUUAUACCCUGCGUUCACUAUACCCACUGUAUGUAUAGUUUGUGCAUUUACCUUAAUAAAAACAAAAUCAGCAAAAAAUAAACUACUAACCAUGUUCAGUUAACAGUAGAUUUGUGUAGAAAUUGUUUAUUUUUAAGUGGUAAAUGUAGAGUAUCGGUAAGCUAUCGGCCUGAAAGUUCACAGAUUAUCGGUAUCGGCUCUAAAAAAAAUGUAAUCUAUCGAUCCCUACUAAACAUGUCCUAUAAAGAGUCAUCUAAUGUUUAUACUUCCUUUAUUGUAAAUUUAUUUAGUUUAGAAUUUUUCCUGCUCUGUUAAUAGCUUGCUAGACCUUCAGCAGCCUCCUGUAUGUAAUUAAAGUUUAAUUUACAGAGCAGGAGUUAUAGACUUUCAAAGUUAGUUCCAUCUGAUUGAAAAUAAAAAAACAUUUUGUUUUCAUGCAGGCUGUGUCAAUCACAGCCAGGGAAGGUGUGGCUAGAGCUGCCUAAAUAAACAAGUGAUUAAAUGGCAGGGAAUUGAGCAGUGAGUCUUCAGGGGUAUGAUGUUUACACCAAAAACUGUAUCACUGACCCUAUAGUGUUAAAAUGCAGCUUAGUCCACUUUAGCCCCUGGAAACGGUGAUGCAUGUGACAUAUGCACACAUCGAUAGAAUUAAGCUGUCAGCGGUAGGCGUGCUUUCUUGCAAACAUACACACCGGCAUAGGGUCUACGCCAAUAGUCUAUUUUUCAGGAUGAAGUAUUGCACAAAAUCUAUACAUUUAUUAGUGUUUUUACUAGCACAAAAUAUAGAUGAAUUUGCAUGCGAAAUCUUUUUACAUGGAGUGAAAGUAAGCAUGGCAUGUUUCCUUAGAUUCCUCAGUGUUAGAGAAUUGAGCAGUGAGACUACAGGGGCAGGAUCUAUACUCCAAAGGAGUAUGAGGAGCUAAAGGGACACCAGGAACCUAGAACACUUCUUCCCACACAGUGUUUAAAAAGACGCUGGACGUCCUCGCGCUAUGCAUGAGGAUCUCCAGCGUCACUGAAAUACUCAUAGGAAAGCAUUGAAUAGCUCUUUCCUAUGGGGAGGUCUAAUGCGUCAGAACGGACCUCCAGGGUCAGAUUUUCCCCAAAUGAAAGAACUGAAAAAUGCUUUCCUAUGGGGAGGUCUAAUGCAUCAGAACGGAUGCUGCACCCGUACCACUUCAAUGAGCUAAAGUGGUCUGGGCGUCUAUGUCCCUUUAAAGAAUUACCUAUUCCAAAAAAAUUUUUUUAUUAACAAUGUCUGCAAAGGUUACCCUAACGAGAAACAGACCACUGUUCAGACUGAAUGCUCCUUCUCCGUGGAAAGUAUGCUACAAAUAUUUAAAGAAUAAAACAUUUGAAAUAUUUCUACCGGUAGUUUUAAAACCAUAGUAACGUACUAGUUAUUCUUUAACUUUUUUUAAUGUUCUGUUUUUACAGAUUCCAACUAGGUAAAGAAAUGGUUAUGGAGAAGCCAAGUCCCCUGCUUGUCGGGCGGGAAUUUGUGCGCCAAUAUUACACGCUACUCAACCAAGCACCCGACUUCCUGCACCGGUAUGACUUUAAAUUACAUUUAGGGGGUAAAAUUAAAAUCGUACAAUCUAUUAUUGGGACAAAAAAGUGUUGCGUUUAUCCAUGGAUAUAGAGCUCUGAUGCUUACAUCACAUUUUUGUUUCUAUGUAAGAUUGUGAGCUUUGGGCUCAUAUAGGGCACGCUUGGUACCACAACCACAGACUAGUGUUCAUGAUUCAUGGAUUGGAUUCUUCAUUUAUCAUGUAGGGGGGUGUGGGGAAUAUAUAAAGUGUGGCUUUUUUUUUUUUAAAUUUAUUUUUCUUUCUAGAUUUUAUGGGAAAAGCUCCUCUUAUGUGCACGGUGGCCUGGACAAUAGUGGCAAACCAGCUGAUGCAGUCUAUGGACAAACCGUAAGCAUGUUUUCGCAAUCACAUUUUUUUUUUUUUUUAAAUACUUUGUUUGUAUUCUAGAAACCAAUGCAUGUUUGUUUCCAAUGUUUAGGAUAUUCAUAAAAAAGUGAUGUCCCUGAAUUUUAAAGAUUGUCGCACAAAGAUACGUCAUGUUGAUGCUCAUGCCACAAUUAAUGAUGGAGUCGUCGUCCAAGUCAUGGGCGAGCUUUCCAAUAACAGACAACCUAUGCGCAGAUUUAUGCAGUCAUUUGUCUUGGCGCCAGAGGUAAGGCUCUCUUUUUGACUGCUGUGAAGUGUAGUCUAAUACUUAAUGCGGGGCCACUGUCGAAAGAUUUCUCGGCAAUAAGCUUAAUGUUCGUUCUCUCUUCUUUUUAGGGCUCUGUGGCAAAUAAAUUUUAUGUACAUAACGAUAUAUUCCGUUACCAAGAUGAGGUUUUUGGUGACUCUGACACGGAGCCCCCCGAAGGUAUGUUGGCAAUGCACUUAAAUAUUUGAUCGUUUUGCUUAGACUGGGCUUAGUUUGUAGAAGAUGCUUUUGGCAGUGUCUUAUUUACUGUCACAGCCUACAGAUAAAAACAAUUUGCUUAUUCGUGUAGAUUUUAUAGUACAACGUGGGACUAUUUGUAGUUUACAGUUAAUGUUUGAACUCUGCAUUGUUGAUACAUUCAAAGACGUGUGAUGUUAUCACAUUUACUUUGUUCUGUAGACUUGCAUCUACCUUAAAUGAAAAUGCCAGGCACGAACAUUAUACCCACCCAGUUUAACUUGUCAAAGGAUUCUAAAAUGGUUUGACAUCUUGCCUGCGUCCCACUGGCACACUGUGCCUGAAUUCUCCUUGUGAUUUGGCUCCACUGGGCCACACUUCUUGGCUCAGUGAUUGCAGACUUCUUUAACUCAGUCAAUACUUCUGCUCUCAUCCUGGAUAAAAACUCUGUUGUGGUGCAUGUGCCUGGCAACCCAGGAAAGUUGUUGUCAAACCCUUCUAAAAAUUUACACAAAGAGUGUGGGAUGUUAUGGUUCUUGGAGUGUUCGUUUUCAGCAUUCGUAACUUUUUAUGAUAAAGCAUGGCUUUUUUUUUUUUUUUCCUCCUCUUUAGGAACAACUUACUGGUGUUAAUGUGGCUUGAAUUUGGAUAAAGACUUGCAGCUUGUGCACUGGUGUUUGUAGACUAAUUUCCCAUAAUAACUAGCAAUGCUUUGUGGACUGUUAUCUGAUGCUUAGUCAACCCAAACAUAUCCAGUGCCAAAGUAACACUAAAGCAGUGGUUUCCAAACAUGUUCUUACGGCACUCCUACCAGUCCACAAUUUAGGGAUUACCCAGUUAGAAAAAAUACACCUUUCGACCCAACUUUGUCAUCUCUAAAUCACGGACUGGUAGGGAUGCCUGGAGCACUUGUUUGGCAACCACUGCACUACACCAUUACUUUCAUCUAGUGCAUGGUUCUCCAAAUUCAGUCCCUCUAGAUGUUAAACUAUAACUCCCAUGAUUCUUUGAAUGAAAUUGCUAGCCAGAUAAUUAUUGGAGUUAUAGUUCAACAUCUGGAGUCAGGAGAAUCCUGAACGAGAGGAAAAACUUCUUUGAACGUUUAAUUACAACCCAGAACUUAAGUAUGUAUUCUUAAUGUAUCUUUAUUUUUCUGCUACUUAAGAGUCUGAUGAGGAUGUGGAUGAGCCAGAGGGGAGACCACAAAGCCCGGAUGUAGUUGCCACCGAUGAAGGUGUCUUCUAUGAACAACCUGGGAGGUAAAGUCAAACUUUUUAUGCUUUCUACACCUGCACUACCUACCUGCUUACCUGAUUUUCCUAAAAGAUCUAAUGUUGAAAUAUGUUUGGAUUUAUAGAGCAGGAGACUGACAAUCCACUCUGUGUCCUAAAUAAUUAGAGUACCAACUUAAUGUUCUAGAAUUAUUAGGGCUUGGCUUGUCCUCUUCACAUCCUUGGAUUGGGGGGGGGAGAUUUCCAUGGUAGCAACUCUUAUAUUUAUAACACUAUGGAUUUAUAUAACUAAACAUUAAAAUCUUGUCAUUUUCUUUUUCCCAGUAACAAUGAUGUAGAGGAACAAGUGGAUGAGCAAAUUGUUGAAGUGGAACCGGAACCAGAACCCGAACAAGAGCCUGAGCCAGAGGCUGAAGCAGUGGAGGAGAAAUGUGAGCCUGUGUCAGAGGAACCCAUUCAAGAAGAGGAAGAGGUGGUGGAAAAGAGCCCAUCCCCACUUCCUGCAGAACCGGCCCCAGCAGUUCAAGAAGACUCUAGGGUAAACUAUCUUUCCUCAUAUUGUACACGGAGCACACAAAAAAUCUAGAAAGGCUCACUAUCGCAGAUUUCGAUGCAGAAUCUGAAUUUUGUUUAUCAUCCCACAAUGUUUAUUUGCAUAAGGUGGUGUGGUUUUUUUUUUUUUUUCUCCUUGCUUUAAACAUUCUGCUAUCACAUACGGAUAUGGAGUGUGAUUUUCUUUAAAAAAAAUUCUUCAUCCAUUUAAUAUAACAUUUUUGCCUGACCUUUAUAAAAAACUUGAACACUGUUCUUCACAAGUUGUUCUAAUGUCAGUGUCGUGUUUUUAAUUAAAAAAAUUUUUUUUUCAUCCAUAUCUUUCUAGGCUUUCUCUUGGGCGUCUGUAACAAGCAAAAAUCUUCCACCAAGUGGUGCAGUUCCAGUAUCCGGAAUACCGCCGCACGUUGUGAAAGUACAGGCAUCACAGGUAAGCAGCUCUUUUGUACUGCAUGUGUACAUGCAUCUUUGUAUACAAAAUUCUAAAGUAGUGUAAUUUAUUUUAGUGAUAAGUCUUUCUUAUUCACCUUAUUUAAAAGUGAAAUAUCACUUUUGGACUAAAAAUAAAGCAAACUUCAGUCCUGUUUCUAAACAAUGUUUAUGCUAGUAACCUCCGCUACAUGUAUUCUGUAUUUUACUUGCCAAUAGUUUAGAACAGUGGUACACUUAUUUUUCCUUCUGUUGUGACUUCUAGUUUUUCAUCCCAUAACAUGAUCUUUAAUACUUAAACAUGGGGUUGUAGCUUUACAUUGCUUACUUUUUUUUUUUCCUUCUCAUUAACUAGCCUCGGCUAGAAUCAAAAUCUGAACCUUCAGUGUCCUCACAGCGAGCUCCACAGCGUGAUCAACGAGUCAGAGAACAGAGAAAUACAGUACCACCCCCUCGAGGACCUAGACCUGGUCAGUGUAUUAUAACGUCUUAUCGACUAUAACGAAGAGUGUUAAAUAAUCUUUCAUCUAAAAUUAAGACUAAACCUAUUUGGAUUUGGUCAUCUGAUGUUUGAGCCAAUGCCUUAAAAGUAUACAAGGGCAUACAUUUCAUUAAACUACUGUUCAACAUUUUUGCUGGCUCUGUUUAAAUGUGACCUUGAUACAAUUUGAGUAACACUGCACAGUAGUGUGAUUAACAAAUAUGCAUGAUUAUUUCCUGAGUGAGUGGAAGAAAUGGUUGAAUUUCUUCACACAAAAAUAAAUUUCAGAGUCGUAAAUACAAUUGUCACAAGGUUUGGGAUUUUGCUGUGAUAGCAUCUGCCUUUUAAUACUCCCCAUCAUUUUCCAAGCUUCCUUCACAUGUUUAGAUCUAACUUUUUUUUUUGUUUUUUUGUUUCUUCAGUCAGAGAAGGUGAACCAGGAGAAGGGGAGACGCGACGUAUAAAUAGGUACCCAGACAGCCAUCAGCUCUUUGUUGGAAACUUGCCUCAUGAUGUUGAUAAAACAGAACUCAAAGAGUUCUUUCAAAGUAAGUAACAGUUAACGGUUUACUUUAAACUCUUAUAAGGUACUUGUUAUAAAAUAAAAUAAAUUACAUUUUAUCUACACAUUGUUCUAGCAGAUUUUCCUGAUUUUAAAAAAAGCGUGUUUUUUUUUUUUUUUUUUUUUUUUUUCUCCUUUGUCAUGUAACUCAGUAUUUGCUUAUCAGUACUGAGAUCAAAAGACUGUGCUCUUCAUGUCUGUUGGGGAAACCUUCCUCUGGGCAUAUUCCUGCUUGAGUGAAGGCUCUGUGAGCAGAGAAAAGGCCAGAAUGAUUUAUUGCAAGAGCUUUAGACAUGCAAUGUGAGAAUGGACAGCAAACAGAAGUGUUAUUUAUAGAACACCUACUGUAGGGAUAUGCAGGGGGAAUGUCUUACAGCAAGUGUAACACCCAAAACUUUAUUGAUCCAAGCAUGAUACAGGGGCAAUGGAAAUAGAGUAAAAUUUGAGCUUUUAAAAGUAUUAAGGGAAGAAACUCUUAACUGUAUAUGAUUUGAGCCAGAUUGUUGGGGAAACUGCAAACCAUCUGUCGUGACCGGUUUGCUUUAAAGGAAAUGGAAAAAGCAACUUUAGCUCUUUUAAAAGGGCUUAUAAUUCAAUUUCUACACUGUAAUACAGGUUUUGCUAGCAAAUGUAGAGGUAUAUAGAAGAAACUACUUUAAAAAUAGUUUUCUCCUCUAUCUCUUAAUUGAUAGAGCAUAUGCAGUGCUUUGCUUUUUAGGGUAACUCCCUAGCUAGCACUGGCUAUUGAAUACAAGAACGGAGUGAUGUGAUAUCACUCCAUUCAGACACCAGUGCGAUGGCCACUAAGCCAGUAUGCUGGCACCAUGGAUGAUUUUCCGCUUGGGGAAGUGCCUCCAAGCGAAAUCGACACAGAAGAGAAGAGUGCUAGCAUACCAGAAGUGUAACACCUACCUCUUUUUAAUGAGAUGUUAUCAGGGAAGCAGUUGGCCUGGUAACAAGAGUGUCCCUUUAACUGCUUAAAGUAUACUAAAGUGAUUUUUUUUCAGUCCUCAGGUGCAAAUAAAUGGAUUUGGCACAAAAUAUGUAUUGGUUAUAGGCAAUGUGUUUAAUUACUCUGUUUUUGGUUUUAAUUAUUUUCUCCAUCUCUAGCAUAUGGGAAUGUUGUAGAGCUUCGUAUAAACAGUGGAGGAAAGCUGCCCAACUUCGGCUUUGUUGUUUUUGACGAUGCGGAACCUGUUCAGAAGAUUUUGGGAAAUAGGGUAAGAGUUAAAUAUUAACAGUGCCACACAAUCCAUACAUUCUCUGGCUAGUUAACUAUAGACUAUUCACCAGCCUAGUAUUUCAGUCUAUAAAGCAUGUCACAACUUUAGUCUAUAAUAUAGUGUUUAACUUUUUUUUUUUUAUCUAAUUUUGUUCUGUUCCACAGCCCAUUGUGUUUAGGGGAGACGUACGUCUGAAUGUGGAGGAAAAGAAAACUAGAGCUGCGAGAGAGGGUGACCGCCGUGGGGAAAGACCCCGUGGCUUAGGUCCCCGUGGAGGUCUUGGAGGGGGUCUGAGGGGGCCACCUAGAGGUGCGAUGACUCAGAAACCGAGUUUUGCAACGGGAAGGGGGGGUAUGCAAGGCCCACGCCAAUGAUUUGUUCACCUGUCUUCUUGAGUGGGUCCUUCCAUCAAAGGGACACAGUCUUCAUCUGUCCUGCAGCCUUCUUCAAUUUGGGCUUUGAGUGUUUUGGCAUAUUGCCCUAUCAUGACAGACUGCUACACUUCAUCUGUCCCAUCCCAACUUGUUUGUUGCAAUUUACUUUGUUUUUUUGUUUUGCCUUCUUGAUCCUUGUCCCAGAAUCCACCAUUUGCUGAACAAUUACUUUGGAAGAAAAUGGAUGCUUCAAAAAAAAAAAAAAAACACCCCUGCUUUCAGGAAUUAAAAGGAAUGGAACUAAUAAACACCAUCAUGAAAGAUACUCUUAAAAGAUCCGAUGGGAUGUUUGACGGAUUGCUGUUCACACAAAUUACUACCCUGCUUAGGGAGGCCUAGAUUCCUAGGCGAAAUAUUCAGGUUUUGUUUGUUUAUCCAUUGCUGUGAGUAGAGUUGACAAAGUAGCUACAAAAACUCCUCCAUCCUGGCUGUUUUACUGCAAACAAAAGGUGUUCAUUGGAAUUUCUGUACUAACACAUUUUGUACAGCGCUGUUGGAGUUAAAAUAUGAAACUACUGUUUUACCACUCAAAUUUUGGAUUUUGGGAUAAGUUUUAAAUGUCUAGCUACAUGACUCAAGAUUUGAAUUGUGAAUUUUUAAAUUUUUUGUUUCCUUUUAUUGGGAAUAUUUCCUUGUUUUUAGUUUAUUUGUAAAAAAACAAAAAAAAAACUUCAAAAGAGAGCAAAAUUAUUGUGCCUUCUAUUUAUCUCAUUCCAGUCUUGACAAAUUAUUACAAAUAAACAGAAGUCGAAUGUCCCAACUGCUGUUUCAGAAAUUCCCUUUUUGGGGAAGGAAUCUGGUUUUAAAAGGAGAACUAUACUUACUUUAUAUGCUUCAAAGGGCUUGAUAAAAAUGUUAUUGACUCGUUUUGCGGAGUGAACGAAAUUUGGACAAAAUUUUCAUUUUGUAGAGGCACAACCGAUGUGGAUAUUUCAAAUUUUCAUGCAUUUUGUUUAAUGUUUUGUAUACAGAUUACAGGUCUUAAUUCAUUCAGUGACAACUCAUAAAAACUGUUCAUCUAAAUUCUGCGGAAUCUGACAUUUUUUAUUUAUAAACAUCUUCCCUCUGAAAAAUAGUGCAUUUUAGUUGUGUUUUCUUUGAGGUUCAAGAAAUUAAGUAUCAGAUGCAUCUGCUAGACAUCAGCUAGAAAAAUGCAUUGUGGUUAGAAUGAAUAAACAAAGUUGCAAAUAAUCAAAUGUAACUAUUGGUACCUGUUGCCACUCAUUUUAUUUCCGGACUUUACACAUGGUAAAAAUGGAAUACAGAAAGAGUGGAGAUGACCAACUGUGCUAAC